GUGUUGGUAAUAAACUGUUGAUAAUUUCAGCUGCUUGAAAAAAGUUCUUAUUUUUUUUAGAAAAAUUCUCCAAUCAAAAUAAAAUCUCGGAACUGUAUAAAAUCACUUGCAUUUUCAGAAAUCUAAUUUUCUAUUAAAAUGAACUCCAAACAUCUGAUGAUUGGUGACCCCUGCCCUCCACUUAUCAAUGGCAAGCUGAGAAUCUACAGUAUGAGAUUUUGCCCUUAUGCCCAGCGUGCAUUACUGAUUGCAGCAGCAAAGAAAAUUCCGUAUGACGUGGUCAACAUAAAUUUGCGAACUAAGCCAGAAUUCAUUUUUGAGAAAAAUCCCGGAGGAAAAGUUCCAACACUUGAAUUGGCAGGAGACGACGAAGGAUGUUUAUACGAAAGUUUGAUUGUUUGCGACUACAUGGACGACGUUUAUCCAUGCGGGGCGUCGGCAGGGGACGGAUCAUGUGUGGAUCGGCUAACGGCAAAAUCUCCUUUGCAGAAGGCCAAAGACCGCAUUUUGAUUGAACGAUUCAAUGCUGUCACCACUUUGGAUAAUCAAGCCUUGAUGCUCCCGCCGGAAUCAAGUGACGCCGAGAUAAAGGAACUGCUUCAAAACUUGGUAGAUUCUCUUAAACCGUUUGAAUAUGAGUUGGGGAUGCGGGGCACAAGAUUUUUUGGAGGCAAUGAGAAGCCAGGAAUGGUCGAUUACAUGAUUUGGCCAUGGUUCGAGAGAUUACCUGCUCAUGCCCUGCUUUGGGGGAGCAACUUUGACUUUCAACAGGCCAAAAGUUGUUUGCAACAACUGAAUGCAUGGGAGGAAGAAAUGAUCAAGGACCCUGCCGUUAAAGAAAGUUACCUCAGCCCUGAAGUUCACCACACUUAUCGUUUAGGAAAGAAACGUGGAUCUCAAGAUUACGAUCUUCUUUUACACAGCAAAGAUUAAUCACUCCGUUAUGAAAAUUCUUCUGCAUAUUUUAUGUGUACACCGUUUAUGAAAAAUGCAUAAAGAUUAUUGAGUUCAUUUAUAUUCUAAA
This is a messenger RNA of Folsomia candida, 1024 nucleotides long. Its product is annotated as pyrimidodiazepine synthase. The transcript has 6 exons. The coding region runs from base 139 to 933 and encodes 264 amino acids. Lineage: Eukaryota; Metazoa; Arthropoda; Collembola; Entomobryomorpha; Isotomidae. Gene Ontology annotation, biological process: glutathione metabolic process. Gene Ontology annotation, molecular function: glutathione dehydrogenase (ascorbate) activity; glutathione transferase activity. Gene Ontology annotation, cellular component: cytoplasm. The record is from RefSeq and is a predicted model, not a curated record.